Messenger RNA from Emiliania huxleyi CCMP1516, 1362 nucleotides. RefSeq lists its product as hypothetical. Lineage: Eukaryota; Haptophyta; Isochrysidales; Noelaerhabdaceae. Gene Ontology annotation, molecular function: protein binding. The transcript has a single exon. The record is from RefSeq and is a predicted model, not a curated record. Bases 1 to 1362 code for a protein of 453 amino acids.
AUGGCCGCCCAGCGCCUGGAGUGCCCCGUCUGCCUUGAGGUGCAGGACGGGCAGCAGCACCAGUGCCGGGAGGGCCACGUCUUCUGCGCCUCCUGCGACUCCAACCUGCGAGCCCCGCGCCGCUGCCCCGAGUGCCGCAUGGCUCUCGGACCGCUGAGCCAGGCAAUUCGAUCCCGAAGCCACGAGGAGCGGAUCGCGGCGCUGCCGGCGGCGUGUUCGCACUGCGGGCUGGCGACGACGCGCGGCGAUGUCGCCGCCCACGAGCAAGGCUGCCCGCAGCGGCCGCGAGCGUGUUCCGCGGCGGAGGCUGGCUGCGCGUGGUCGGGGCUGCUGGCAGACAAGGCGGCGCACGAGGCGACGUGCCCCUUCGCGGUGUGCCAGCGCAUGAUGGCGCCGCUGCAGACCGAGGUGGCGGAACUGCGGGCGGAGAACUCACAGCUGCGGUCGCGCAUGGUGGCGCUGGAGGCGGGCGAGGCGGGCGAGGGCGGCGAGGAGGGAGGGCGGCGGGUGCGGCAGCGCGUUGGCGCCGCGCCGCAGGACGCGCCGCCGAGCAAUGCGGAGGUACGGGCGAUGGACGUUGCGGCGGCGGCGGCGGUGCUGCGGGCGCAUGUGUCGGUCAGCCGCGUCGCUGUUGCGGCGUGCAUGCGCUUGGCGAAUCUGUGCAUGGAGCAGAACGAGCAACUGGCGGCGGAGGCGGGCGCGAUCGAGGCGAUUGUGGCAGCGAUGCAGGCUCACCCGCAGGAGGCGGAAGUGCAGGAGGAAGGCUGCGGGGCGCUGACCAACGUGUGCUUCGGCAACGACGCCGCAGGGCGCGCACGCAGCCAGCGCGCAGCAGACGCGGGCGCGAUCGAGGCGGCGGUGGCGGCGAUGCAGGCUCACCCGCAGGUGGCGGAGGUGCAGGAGGAAGGCUGCCAGGCGCUGGCUAGCGUGUGCUACGGCAACGAGACCGCGGGGCUCGCACGCAAGCAGCGCGCAGCAGCCGCGGGCGCGAUCGAGGCGGUGGUGGCGGCGAUGCAGGCUCACCCGCAGGAGGCGGAAGUGCAGGAGGACGGCUGCGGGGCACUUGCCAACGCGUGCUCCGGCGACGACGCCGCAAGGCUCGCACGCAUACAGCGCGCAGCCGACGCGGGCGCGAUCGAGGUGUUAGUGGCGGCGAUGCAGGCUCACCCGCAGGAGGCGGAGGUGCAACAGCUAGGCUGUGUGGCGCUGGUCAACGUGUGCUCCGGCACCGACGCCGCGGGGCGCAUACAGCGCGCAGCAGGCGCGGGCGCGAUUGAGGCGGUUGCGGCGGCGAUGCAGGCUCACCCGCAGGUGGCGGGCGUGCAGGCGCAAGGACAGCGCUUGCGCGAUCUGCUUGCCUGA